GACGGAUGUGACGUUCGGAAAGCAGUGUUCUCAUUGGUUAUUCCUUUAUCGCUCAUCACGCGCGGUGGUGGGAAGUUCAUGGUAGUGGGAGCUUUAACAGACGUGGGAAUUUUCGGACUGGACAAUGAACUUUUAAUCUUUUAAACAGCAAGCAGAAACUCAUCAUUCAUUGAGGCGAAAGCACACACAUUUCUUCAGUUACUGUCGAACCAGCCCAUUUGAAAGAUUUGUACUGUGGAUUAAUUACUUGCAUAUUUUUAACAAAAAACGUGGACGAAAUGCCUGGAGGAAAACUAGCUUUGUUGAGUGUUUCUGACAAAACUCAUCUUCUACCAUUCGCUCAGAAGUUGGAUAAGCUUGGUUUCACACUAGUUGCAUCCGGUGGUACUGCCAAAUCACUCAGAGAUGCUGGUCUUGCACCGAAGGAUGUGUCCGAUAUUACAGGUGCACCGGAAAUGUUGGGAGGUCGAGUCAAGACUCUCCAUCCUGCUGUCCAUGCAGGUAUUUUAGCACGAUCGACUGCUGCUGAUUGCGCAGACUUGGACAAGCAAAAUUUCGAUUUUGUUCAAAUUGUAGUAUGCAAUUUAUAUCCUUUUGUAAACACGGUCAGCAAGCCCGGUGUCACUAUCGAAGAUGCCGUUGAGAACAUCGAUAUCGGGGGUGUUACUCUUUUACGGGCUGCUGCAAAGAAUCAUGCCAGGGUUACGGUAAUCUGUGACCCCAGUGAUUACGAAAAGGUCGUGGGUGAACUCGAAAUCUCUGCUGACAAAGAUACGUCGCUUGCCACUAGGCAAUCUUUGGCACUGAAAGCAUUUACUCACACAGCUGAGUACGACAACGCAAUAUCGGAUUAUUUCCGAAAGCAGUACAGUGGAGGUGUAUCUCAAUUGACACUUCGUUAUGGAAUGAAUCCUCAUCAGAAACCGGCGCAAAUAUUUACUACUUUGGAAAAGCUUCCUAUCACCGUGGUGAACGGUUCUCCGGGUUUUAUCAAUUUGUGCGAUGCGUUGAACGCUUAUCAAUUGGUGAAGGAACUGAAGAGUUCACUAGGUUUGUCGGCGGCGACCUCGUUCAAGCACGUGAGUCCUGCUGGAGCUGCUGUUGGAAUACCACUGGAUCAAGUUCAAGCAAAGCUUUGUCAAGUCGACGAUUUGAUCGAGCAAUUAACGCCACUGGCCUCAGCCUACGCACGUGCGCGCGGUGCUGAUCGCAUGUCGAGUUUCGGUGAUUUUGUCGCUCUCUCCGACGAAUGCGAUGCCAUUACCGCGAAAAUUAUUUCUCGCGAAGUUUCCGACGGCAUCAUCGCUCCCGGUUACACGGACGAAGCUCUGCAGCUCUUGAGAAAAAAGAAAAAUGGCUCUUACUGCGUUAUCCAAAUCGAUCCGAAUUACGAACCAACCCCGAUCGAGCGCAAAGUAUUGUUCGGCUUGACUCUUGAACAACAACGCAACAACGCUGUUAUCGAUAAAUCAACUUUUGCCAAUACUGUUACCAACAACAAACAAUUGUCCGAAGAAGCACUCAGAGAUCUCAUCGUCGCGACUAUAGCUGUCAAAUACACUCAGAGCAAUUCAGUCUGUUACGCCAAGGACGGACAGGUCAUUGGAAUUGGCGCAGGACAACAAUCUCGUAUUCAUUGCACGAGACUCGCUGGGGACAAAGCCGAUAAUUGGUGGCUCCGUCAACAUCCCAAAGUGACUGGAAUGAAAUUCAAGAAAGGUGUGAAACGUGCAGAAAUUGCAAACGCUAUAGAUAACUAUGUGAAUGGAUCUAUUGGAAAGGACAUGGACGAAGCAGCUUGGGCAGCUUUCUACGAAGUCGUUCCAGAUAAAUUAACGGAACAGGAAAGAAUUGAUUGGGCUAAAAAAUUGGACGGUGUUGCCGUGAGCAGUGACGCAUUCUUUCCUUUCAGGGACAAUGUCGACAGGGCUAGAUUGAGCGGAGCUCGUUACAUCGGAAGUCCAGCUGGUUCGACGAAUGAUCAAGCAGUAAUCGAUGCUUGCAACGAACACAACAUAAUUUUGGCUCACACCAAUGUGAGGUUGUUCCAUCACUGAGUCAACUGACGAAUUCCAUGAUUUACGAAUUUUUUAACAAUUGUGAACGCAAUAUUUACAUUGACUGUUAUACGAAUGUGGCAAAAUAUCUAUUUUUCAUACGACUCAUAUACUUAUCCACGAAGAAUCAAAAUAUUUUCGUACCGAGCAAUAAACAUUUUAUUACGUUUA
Venturia canescens is the source of this 2228-nucleotide messenger RNA. Its product is annotated as bifunctional purine biosynthesis protein ATIC. Gene Ontology annotation, molecular function: IMP cyclohydrolase activity; phosphoribosylaminoimidazolecarboxamide formyltransferase activity. The transcript has 6 exons. Gene Ontology annotation, biological process: 'de novo' IMP biosynthetic process. Bases 279 to 2057 code for a protein of 592 amino acids. The record is from RefSeq and is a predicted model, not a curated record. Lineage: Eukaryota; Metazoa; Arthropoda; Insecta; Hymenoptera; Ichneumonidae. Gene Ontology annotation, cellular component: cytosol.